Molecule: messenger RNA, 2365 nt
Organism: Daphnia pulicaria
Lineage: Eukaryota; Metazoa; Arthropoda; Branchiopoda; Diplostraca; Daphniidae
Product: coronin-6-like
Exons: 11
Coding region: 146-2122 (658 amino acids)
Biological process (GO): actin filament organization
Molecular function (GO): actin filament binding
Source: RefSeq, a predicted model, not a curated record
GUCGUUCGUGUGACUCGUGUCUCUCGUAUCAGCUGUCCACCAUUAAUAUUUAAUAGUGAUUUUUAAUUCUAGUGUUAAUUUCUAGUAUUGUCAGUCGGAUAACAACUUUAUUUCAGGUGAAUAAUUUAUAUUUAGCAACAAGAACAUGUCAGCAAUGGGCCACAGAGUUGUUCGUGUUUCAAAAUUUCGAAAUGUGUAUGGCACAUGUUGGAAGAGAGACUUGUGCUAUGAUGACAUCAAAGUCUCCAAAUCGUCAUGGGAUUCAACUUUCUGUACUGUUAAUCAGAAAUUCCUUGCCGUCAUUACUGAUUCAGCUGGUGGAGGAGCAUUUGUUGUUUUACCCAAUACCAAGGAAAAUGUUGGGAGAAUGAAAUCUGAUUGUCCUGUUGUGAGUGGGCAUAAAGGACCUGUCUUAGAUAUUGCUUUUUGCCCUCAUAAUGAUAACCUAAUCGCUUCCGGCAGCGAAGACUGUUCGGCAAAACUAUGGAUCAUUCCAGACGGUGGUCUUACAACGACAAUGACAGAACCGUUUUUUGCCCUGUUAUAUCAUCAACGGCGAGUCGGCCUUGUUCUUUGGCAUCCAGCUGCCGAGAACAUCCUUCUCACGGCUGGUUCCGAUAAUCUGGUAGUCAUUUGGAAUGCAGGCACCGGGGAACCUACUAUUGUUAUCGAUAGCCACCCUGAUUUGGUUUAUUCCGCCUGCUGGAAUUGGGAUGGGUCCAAGCUGCUCACCACUUGCAAAGACAAGAAGAUUCGGAUCAUCAAUCCUCGUUCGGGAGUAGUUGAAGAGGAGGCUGUUUGCCACGAAGGAUCGAAAGCCUCUCGGGCAAUUUUCCUAAAAAACGGACUUAUUUUUACGACGGGAUUCUCAAAAGUCUCUGAGAGGCAGUUCUCUCUCCGAGAACCUGGUCUUUUGAAUGAGCCAAAGAUUGAAACCGAAGUUGACACUUCUAACGGUGUCAUGUUCCCUUUCUACGACGCUGAUACUAACAUGGUUUACCUUUGUGGCAAGGGCGACUCGGUUAUUCGCUACUUUGAAGUGACGCCGGAGCCCCCUUUCGUGCAUUACAUCAACACAUUCCAAACGCCCGAUACCCAGCGCGGUAUUGGAAUGAUGCCCAAAAGGGGAUGUGACGUGCUUUCGUGUGAAAUCACGCGAUUUUACCGCCUCAACAGCUCUGGACUCUGUCAGGUCGUAUCUAUGACAGUCCCUCGCAAGUCUGAGCUGUUUCAAGACGACUUGUAUCCAGAUACUGUGAGCCCUGUUCCCGCUCUUUCAGCCAUCGAUUGGCUAUCUGGAAUGGAUCGUGAGCCUCAGAUGAUGUCGUUGAAAAAAGGCCUUUCUGGCCGAUUCCACGACGAAGAUGAAUCGGAUUCGAUUGCUAAGCUUUCCAACGUUCCAUCUCCUCUGGGUACGCAAGUGCGGCUGUGUCGCACUAACAGUCUGAACAUCUGUCGGAAAGAUCUUUUGUCGAAAAGUCAUUCACUUCCGCCGAACGUCAAUCCUCUUGCGAAAGAAAAUGAAGCUUUGCUGAAGGAAAUAGCGCGUUUGAAGAAACAAUUGGCUAAACAAGAAGAACGAGUUCGAGUUUUGGAGUCGUUAAAUCAUGAAGAACGGAUUCGAAAACUAGAAUCGUUAUUUGACUUUCAACAAAAGAUUCGUGAGCACGAAUCCAACAAUGUUUUCAAGGUGGAAUCGCCAAAGUAUGAAGACAACAACAAUAACAGCAAAAUGUCGGCUUAUGAUUGUGGUACUUGCCAACCUGAAACCGGCACUCGUACACGUCCCACCGUCCUAUCCAUUCCGUUUACUCCUCCCAAGGAUCCGUGUAACGUUUCAAAUACCGAAACUUUAGCAGCAAUCCUUCCUCAGCUUCCUUUCAGUGGAACCAUUUCGUCGUUGUCUAAUUUCCUCUCUACUCCCAUAAACGCAAUGGGCUACGAGUUACCAUCACCCAUGGCCACUGCCCAAUCUCUGGCCUCUUUGCCACCUGUUCGAGUGUUAACUUCAUUGAGCAAAUGGGGUCCAUUCAGGGCACUUUCUUCAUCACUGAUGUCGUCCCUCACUCCUAAAUCCCCAUCGGAUUCACCUUCGCAAAGUCCUUUUGAAUCCGUCAUUUGAUUAUGUCAGUUCAACUUACAGUGCUAUUAGUCGAUAAUCCGAUUGUGCUAUUCUGAUUAUUUCGAUAAUCACAGUGAUUAUCGUAGUAUUCGAUAAUCGCGCAACAAAUUUUUUUUAUUUAAAGAAGUUUUUUUUUGUCAUUCUAUGUACAACUUGCAAAGUGCAAUCUAAAAUAUGUUAAUUUAGUAUUUACUAUCUUUAUGCAAUAUAUACCGAAUUUAAACGGGAAAAAAAUCAUAAGAC